Cavia porcellus (domestic guinea pig) is the source of this 528-nucleotide messenger RNA. RefSeq names its product von Ebner gland protein 1. NCBI's taxonomy places the organism in Eukaryota, Metazoa, Chordata, Mammalia, Rodentia, Caviidae. Gene Ontology annotation, molecular function: small molecule binding. The coding region runs from base 1 to 528 and encodes 175 amino acids. The transcript has 6 exons. The record is from RefSeq and is a predicted model, not a curated record.
AUGAAGACCUUGAUCCUGACCAUCAGCCUCGUCCUCAUUGCCAGCCUGCAGGCCGAGGACCUCCCGGUCGAACAGGAGGAGACCCAGACUGUAUCAGAGACCUGGUACCUGAAGGCUGUGGCCACUGACAAGCCGUUUCCUGCCAAAACAUCUGUGUCUGUGACCCCCAUGACCAUCAAGAUCCUGGAGGGGGGCAACGUGGAGCUCAAGCUCACUAUGCUGGCUAGAGGCCGGUGUCACAACUUAAACAUCACCCUGGAGAAAACUGACGAGCCGGGCAAAUACACGGCCUUUCGGGGCAAUCGUGUGGUGCUCGUGACUCCCUCAUCCAUGCAGGACCACUACAUCUUCUACAGUGAGGACAAGUGGCCCAGACACCGUCGCCGAAUGGUCCAGCUUAUAGGCAAAGACCCCGAAGCCCACCAGGAAGCCUUGGCAGAUUUUAAGACAGUGGUAGAAUCCAGAGGCCUUCACUUGGACAGCAUCUUCAUCCCCAAGCAGAGCGCAUCCCUCAUGCCCACCUUGUGA